AUGGCUUGGCAAUCUCCCUCCGCCAUGUCUGGGGGAGGAGGGUUCGUCGGACCGGGCGGUGAUGCGAAUGGGGGUCAUCCUCAGGGGACAGAAUAUACAUUACAAGGUGUCAUGCGCUUCUUGCAGACGGAAUGGCACCGACACGAGCGAGACCGCAACGCCUGGGAGAUCGAGCGCGCGGAGAUGAAGUCUCGGAUUGGCAAACUCGAGGGUGACGUCCGGACAAACAAGCGCCUACAUGAAUCAUUGGGAAAACAUGUCCGAUUGUUGGAAGCUGCAUUGAAAAAGGAGCGCGAGAAGGUCCGAAAGCUUACAAACAAUGAGGCUGUGGAGGACCUGCGGGAUCCCAAGGAAAUCGCCCGGGAGAGUAUUAAUGCUCUGAAGUCUCAACGACCGAAACUGUUAACCGACCUGGGCGACUUCGACCCUACCGCCGAAAAUCAACACGAAUUUCGACAGGAGACUGAGCGUGAUAAGUCACGGUUAUACCUAUCCAAAUGCUCGCAAGAAAUCGCAUACCACGUUAUCCCGUCCACACAUCCGGCACCCGACAUGGGCGAUCUUGAACUCUCAAACCAUGUGUAUGGCAACCAGCAGCUGUCCCAACAAAGCCUAGAAGAAGCAUAUAUGCAGCAGCAACGACAGAAGCAGCAGCAGGCCAAUAACCUUAUGGCACGAGAGGUUCCCAUGCAAAACCACCAACCUGUCAUUAGACAUUACCCAGAAAACGUUGCCCUGUCUCGCGCUCCUAGCCAGUAUAGUCUCCCAGCCCCCUCGCGAGACGUCGUUGACAGACGGCCCAUGGAGCAACAACAAACCCCCAUAACGACGCUCGAUGAAAGGAGUCUGGAAAAUUCUCUAGAGGAACGCGCUAGCUCAGACAGGCAACUGUACGACGGUUAUGGAUCUCAAGUGUCGGUUAAAGAAUCAACAAGACUGCAGCAGCCCGAUGAGAGCUCGGGAGAUACUGAUGGCUGGAACUUUGAUGACCCGACUGAUCAAUUACCCCAACCUGAACCGACGCCCACGCAUCAUCGGCCAGACGUUGAUGCCUUUCCCAAUGCAAAUUUCGUCCGACAAAAGUCUCCUUCAGGGUCUGGAUCGCUUUCGCACCGAAGAAAGAGCUCUGGCGCUCGACGGAAGAGUGAAGGUUCCGUCGAUCUCGGUACAGGGCCUUCCCAAGCGCAGGAUACCGCAUUCAAGGUUCGAUUCGCGCUACGAGGACAUCUGGACGUUAUCCGGUCCGUGAUCUUCACGGGUGGCGGCAGCCCGUCGGAACCCGAAAUCUGUACCUGCAGCGACGACGGAACUAUUAAACGAUGGAUCAUCCCAGCAAGUUACGGAGCCUUCGGUGCGCACGGGGCAAGCUCUAGCAGCGACUUGGAUAUUACAAGCUACUUUACACACCGAGGACAUGUCGGGGCCGUGACCGCUCUGGCUGCUUGUUCGCCGUCCCAGAACUUCUUAAACGGUGGCCGUGCGCUGGGUGAUGGAUGGGUCUUUUCUGGUGGACAGGAUGCUAGUGUGCGAGUCUGGGAACGGGGCAGGGUAGACCCCAAAGCCACACUGGAUGGUCAUACAGAUUCUGUCUGGGGACUCUGUGUUUUCCCCGGGACAGCAGGUUCGAUUUUCGGAGAUUCCUCAAAUCAUUAUGGCGGACCGGACAGGGUUAUCCUUGCAUCAGGUUCAGCAGACGGCAAGAUAAUUCUUUGGGCUGUCAGUGCGCCGCCUCAGCUCUCCUCACCGCAGGCUGGUUCUCGACGCGCUGGAGGAAGUAGACGCGCCAAUUCCAUCUCUUCUGGCUCAAACUUUCCAUCAUCACCGCAACCUAGCACCGCAACAACCACGCCUUUCCAUUACACCAUGGUCCGACAAAUUGUCCGGACGGAGUCCCCAUCACCUACGUGUAUCAGCCCGUUAUCCCUUGCUGGUAUCAACUUUGUCGUGUCCUACACGGACGCUUCGAUCCUUGUGUACGACACUCGGACCGGUGAAGAGAUAGUAGGCAUGGCGAGCCUCGAAACGUACAACGGAACUCGGUCAACAGGUGUCAACGCAGUUGUUGCAACUACAGUUGGGUUUGAUGGCUCAGCAGGUCUCGACCCUAGCCGAACGCUAGUAGACGAGGAGGUUGUUCACGGUGCCACCGGUUCAAGUGGUGUGGAGGGUGUUGUUAUUAGUGGUCACGAAGACCGAUAUAUUCGUCUAUUUGAUGCUAAUAGUGGGCAAGGCACGUACACCAUGCUAGCGCACCCUUCAGCGAUCGCAUCGCUCUCCCUUUCUCCCGAUGGUCGCGAGCUCGUGUCUGCCGGCCAUGACGCCAGCCUGCGGUUCUGGAACCUUGAAACACGAAGUUGCACCCAAGAAAUCACGAGUCACAGGCUGAUGCGUGGUGAGGGUGUUUGCUCUGUUGUUUGGAGCCGUGAUGGGCGAUGGGUCGUCAGUGGUGGCGGCGACGGGGUAGUCAAGGUCUUUUCGCGAUAA
Aspergillus calidoustus is the source of this 2484-nucleotide messenger RNA. Lineage: Eukaryota; Fungi; Ascomycota; Eurotiomycetes; Eurotiales; Aspergillaceae. The record is from the annotation of a GenBank genome assembly.